Molecule: messenger RNA, 276 nt
Organism: Monascus purpureus
Lineage: Eukaryota; Fungi; Ascomycota; Eurotiomycetes; Eurotiales; Aspergillaceae
Source: the annotation of a GenBank genome assembly
AUGAUCCUAGUCACACAACCCCGCCAUCCGAACAAUCCCCGAGCAAAGCGAAACCGGGUUGAUAUUCGUCAGUCAGUGUACCUACUACCUGGUAAGUUAGUCGGGACUAGGUACCACUACCUGAUCAAUGUUGGCAUGUCCAAUUUGCCUUGCCGGAACCAACUUGCCGUGGGUGGUCUGGAAGUACUAUUGUUAUUCCUGGGAGGAGUAUCCCAAUACGAUAACGCACGUGGUUCCCUUCCAUCCAUGGAUAAUACUGUACACUCUGGUUACUGA